Molecule: messenger RNA, 773 nt
Organism: Galdieria sulphuraria
Lineage: Eukaryota; Rhodophyta; Bangiophyceae; Galdieriales; Galdieriaceae
Exons: 3
Coding region: 28-633 (201 amino acids)
Source: RefSeq, a predicted model, not a curated record
UUGGAGAAGCAAUUAGACGUUUGAGAGAUGGUGGCGAUGGCACGGUUGACUUUUCAGUGCACAAGUCCUAUUAAGUUGGCACCUUCUUUUAAGAGUCACUCUAGGUUCUCUCUUGGUUUCUGUAGACACACAUACAAUACUUUGACAACUAAACCUGGUAGAAGUUUCUCACCUAGGUUUCCUGAACAACUUCUGUCUUACUGGGCUACUUUGGAAAACAACAACAGUUCGAGAGAACGGUUAAGUAUCUUCGAUCUUACCGUAGAAGAAGUCGCAGAAGACUAUGGCCUGCCUCUGGACUAUGUAGUUGAUGUCUUAGUCAGUAACGGUGUUAGUGAAUCCAUUCAACCAAGUGACAUUUUGGCAAGUCAUGUGAAAGAAAAUAAGAAGAUGGAGGUUUUAGAAGCUCUUUCCUUUUCUGAUGCCAUUGAGGUUGGAGACUUGUAUCUUCAACCAACUGUUGAGGAAAUAGCUCAAGCAAAUGGCCUCACAAGUUCACAUGUCUUAGAAUUUCUGCGAAAGGAAGGCUUCGAGGCUCCAUUGGGUUCUCGAACAAGGAUUCCUCCCCAGUACAUCUCCGCCGUUGAUGGGUACAUAGCUGAGCUUUUGUCCCGUUUUAGAAGGCAACGAUGACCUAGGCUUCUCAUACAUACUGUGGUUUCCUACUUGUUUAUGCUCCUUUUGUAAACACAACAACUCACUAGAAUAAAUUUCUUCCGAACUGCAACUCACUCAUAUACUUGAUAUUAUGUCGCGGCGUUACUCCAGUAUUU